AAAGGAGGAAAGCUAUAAAAAUGAGGGACUCAUUAGUACUUUCGAUUCCGCCGCCGGUUCCUAUCCGAUGGGAUUGAAUUGACGCACCAGAAGUUCAUUUUCUAUUCCUUGGCAGCAGGCAGACUUGUUCUCCGUCAAAGCUUACUACUACUAGCUUCUCCCGGCUUCUUUCUGAACCGGAGAACACAACGCGACGCCGGCGAUGAUAUCGACGGAGGAGGCUCUCCGGAUUGUUCUGGGAGCAGCUGAGCGUCUUACUCCUACGACGGUGCCUAUUCACGAGGCUCUAGGUAAAGUUCUAGCGGAGGACAUUCGAGCGCGCGACCCUUUGCCGCCUUAUCCUGCUUCCAUAAAGGAUGGCUAUGCCGUGAUUGCUUCAGAUGGUCCUGGGGAAUAUCCGGUGAUUGCCGAGUCGAGAGCUGGAAAUGAUGCGGUUGGUGUCACGCUUACUCCUGGGACGGUUGCUUAUGUUACAACUGGAGGACCGAUCCCCGAUGGUGCUGAUGCAGUGGUUCAGGUUGAGGACACUGAAAAAGUUGAGGAUGAUUUAGGUGGAUCAAAGCGUGUAAAGAUCUUGGUGCAGACUAAAAAGGGCAUUGACAUUCGUCCGGUGGGUUGUGAUAUAGAGAAAGAUGCCACGGUAUUAAAAUCUGGAGAAACACUCGGUGCUUCAGAAAUUGGCUUACUUGCUACUGUUGGUGUGACAAUGGUCAAGAUAUUUCCUGCUCCUACAAUUGCUGUGGUUUCUACUGGAGAUGAACUUGUGGAGCCAACAACUGGGUGUUUGAGCAGAGGCCAGAUUAGGGACUCCAACCGUUCUACCCUGCUGGUAGCUGCAGUUCAGCAGCAAUGCAAGGUUGUUGACCUUGGAAUUGCUGGGGAUGACAAAGAAGAACUUGAAAGUGUCCUGGAUAAAGCAAUUGCCUCCGGGGCGGAUAUUAUCUUAACUUCAGGAGGUGUUUCCAUGGGGGAUAAGGAUUUUGUAAAGCCAUUGCUUGUGAAAAGAGGGGUUGUUCAUUUUGACAAGGUUUGCAUGAGACCCGGGAAGCCUUUGACUUUUGCUGAAGUCUCUCCAACUGUCACUACUGCGCCCAAAAAACUUCUUGCAUUUGGAUUACCCGGAAAUCCUGUGAGCUGCCUAGUUUGCUUCCAUCUCUUUGUGGUCCCAGCGAUUCGCCGUCUUUCUGGAUGGGAAAAUCCUCACCUUUUGAGAGUGCAUGCUCGUCUUAAUCAACCUAUGAAGACCGAUCCAGUACGGCCAGAAUUUCAUCGUGCCACCAUCAAGUGGAAGACCAAUGAUGGAUCAGGGAAUCCAGGAUUUGUUGCUGAAAGCACUGGUUCCCAGAUGAGCAGCCGUCUCUUGAGCAUGAAAUCAGCUAAUGCGCUGUUGGAGUUGCCAGCAACAGGAACAUUAUUUCCUGCUGGAACUUCUGUCUCGGCCAUUGUAAUCAGUGAUUUAAGCUGUAAUGCUAUUCCUGACGGUUGCAUCUCAGUAGAUUUAGCUCCUUCCCUUCAAAGUAAACAUAGAGAAACAUUCACAGCUUCUGAGGUCAGGGUGGCUAUUCUAACAGUGAGUGAUACUGUCGCAUCAGGUGCUGGGCCUGACAGAAGCCGUGCACAUGCCUUGCCCUAUGCUGUGGGAAGACUUGCGGUCAUAUUGUACAGAGUUGAGUUGUCGAUAGUCGAUCAACUUUUAUGUGUGAUCCUAGUUUCUCAUUUUGUGAAAAUUGUGUUGAGAUCUGCAGUGGUCCUAGAGCAAUUUCGGUUGUAAAUUCCUCUUCAGAGAAGCUAGGAGGAGCUACAGUGGUAUCAACCGCUGUGGUCCCAGAUGAAGUGGGGAAAAUUAAAGAUGUUCUGCUGAAGUGGAGUGACAUUGAUCAAGUGGACCUCAUUCUUACACUGGGUGGUACUGGCUUCACCCCAAGAGAUGUGACUCCUGAGGCAACUAAAGAAGUGAUUGAGAAGGAAACGCCUGGCCUUCUGCAUGUAAUGACGCAAGAGAGUUUAAAGGUCACACCAUUUGCCAUGUUAUCACGCGCUGCAGCAGGUAUAAGGGGCACAACACUGAUAAUCAACAUGCCAGGGAACCCAAAUGCAGUUGCAGAAUGUAUUGAAGCACUGCUGCCAGUGCUGAAGCACGCUUUCAAACAGAUUCGAGGCGACAAGCGGGAGAAACAUCCAUGUCACCUCCCCCACGCCCAACAACCAUCUGACACGUGGGAACGCAGCUUCAGUGCAGCCAAUGCAGCUGCUGCUGCUGGUUCUGCUUCGGAGCCUCCUGCUAGUUGCUCUUGCUCGCAUUGAGGAAGUCCCUCCCAUCCCCAAGUUGAUGUGUGUGGUUUGUGUUUUGUGCUAUGAAUGUAAUAUAGAAAUAGAAUGGUCACCUUGGCCAGGAGGGAGAGUAAUCUAUUUACUGGGAUUUUAAAGCUGUGCAUUUUGAAAGUCGAUGCAUUCUGAAAUCCACUUACUUGGACCUAAUAAUUAUUCACAAUGUUGAUUUAUUUGUAUUUGAAUGAUGAUUUUGCUUUCUAAGCAUGAAUGGAUAGAGACAUUAGCACUCACCAACUACUUGACUUUUGUUAGAGGCUUUCACAUGACA
Linum tenue is the source of this 2599-nucleotide messenger RNA. Lineage: Eukaryota; Viridiplantae; Streptophyta; Magnoliopsida; Malpighiales; Linaceae. The record is from the annotation of a GenBank genome assembly.